Pleuronectes platessa (European plaice) is the source of this 1109-nucleotide messenger RNA. It is a transcript of the gene anp32b, whose product is annotated as acidic (leucine-rich) nuclear phosphoprotein 32 family, member B. Gene Ontology annotation, cellular component: nucleus. Gene Ontology annotation, biological process: regulation of apoptotic process. NCBI's taxonomy places the organism in Eukaryota, Metazoa, Chordata, Actinopteri, Pleuronectiformes, Pleuronectidae. Bases 182 to 976 code for a protein of 264 amino acids. Gene Ontology annotation, molecular function: histone binding. The record is from RefSeq and is a predicted model, not a curated record. The transcript has 7 exons.
CGUAUAUUUUGUUUCAGUCCCGUUUCCCUCCAUGGUUGUCUCUCCUCUCUCCGACUAACUUAGCGCUUGGCUCAGUUCAUUAUACAGCCCUAUAUUCUCCCUCCAUUAGGGCAUCUCUGCCUUUGGACUGAAGAUCCCAGCGAAACCCAGGAGAGAAAAGUUUCACUUGCACGGGGACGAGAUGGACAUGAACAAGAGGAUCCACUUGGAGCUAAGAAACAGGACACCGUCUGAUGUACGAGAACUCGUCCUCGACAAUUGUCGAUCACCUGAAGGGAAAAUCGAGGGCCUCACAUCCGAGUUUGUCAACCUGGAGUUCCUCAGUUUGAUAAAUGUCGGCUUAAUGUCAGUGUCCAACCUGCCUAAACUAGGAAAACUCAAAAAGCUGGAGUUGAGCGACAACAGAAUCAGCGGCGGCCUCGAUGUUUUAGCAGAGAAACUUCCCAACCUCACACAUCUAAACCUGAGCGGCAACAAAUUGAAAGACAUCAGCACAUUGGAACCAUUGAAAAAACUGGCCAACCUGAAGAGUUUGGACCUGUUCAACUGUGAAGUCACAAACCUGAACGACUACAGGGACAGCGUGUUCAAGCUGCUGCCCCAGCUCACCUACCUGGAUGGGUACGACAUGGAAGACAGGGAAGCCUCCGACUCUGACGGAGAGGUGGACGGCGAUGGCGUAGAUGAUAGUGAAAAUGAAGAGGGAGAAGAGGAGGAAGAUGAGGAUGGAGAGGAGGAGACCUUUGAUGAGGAAAGUGGAGAGGAGGAAAGCGGAGAGGAGGUAGAAGGAGAAGAGGAUGAUGAGGAGGUCAGCGGCGAAGAUGAGGAGGAAGACGUAGCUCAGGAUGGAGAAGUAGAUGAUGAGGAAGACGAUGAUGAUGACGAUGAAGACGAAGCAGAAGCUGCCAAAGGUGAGAAGAGAAAGCGAGACCCAGAGGACGAGGACGAUGACGACGAUGACGAGGACGACGAUUAAGACGAGCAAAGCUGAAAACGAGAGCCUACCGAGUUACCCUUCCUCCCUCACAAACCCGAACGUCCGCCCUCUUACAACUCGCACCGCCUUUGUAAUCCACGUCGACCCCCCCCCCCCCCCCCCCCCAGCUCUG